Beta vulgaris subsp. vulgaris (sugar beet) is the source of this 2643-nucleotide messenger RNA. RefSeq lists its product as hypothetical. The record is from RefSeq and is a predicted model, not a curated record. Lineage: Eukaryota; Viridiplantae; Streptophyta; Magnoliopsida; Caryophyllales; Amaranthaceae. The transcript is spliced from 3 exons. The coding region runs from base 176 to 2329 and encodes 717 amino acids.
AUCAUGUUGAACGGUUGAAUCAUUUUUCUCUCUCUUCCUUUCCUCUCUUCUUACACUCUCCUAGAAUCAGAUUUUUCUGGUUAUCUUCAUAUUGAACAGUAUACCUGCACCUGCAAUUUAAUUAGCAAAACAGAGAAGUUAUUGUUGAUAUUGGUUGUAUAACUGCAAGAGAUCAAUGGACAUGAUAAAAAAACCAGUGAAAAGGCAGGUAGAUGUAUUGAGGCCUCCACCUCCUGAGCAACCACCCUGGCUUAUAUAUACACACGGAACUUCUAAGAAAAAACAGAUACAAACCUUCUUCACCAUCUCCGACAACAAUUCCUACCUCAAGAGUAUCCCUAUCUUGCGCGGUAAAUCCAUCUGUGGUUCCUGUCAUGGCUGGUUGAUUCUACGCGAUUCCAUCGAUCCAAAACAAUUCUCUUUAUUCAAUCUGGUCACUGAGCAAUCUCUACUUCUACCUCCAUUGUCGUCAUUACCAAUGUCAACUUUAGGAGAUACAGAGUUAUCAACAUGUACGCUCACAUCACCCCCAUAUUCAGAGGGUUGUAUACUUUUCUUGUUUUUCGCAGACCAAGUAUUUUCUUGUCGUCCUACAAGUAAGGAUGAGGAUGGUACUAGUAUUAGUUCCAGUUGUAGUUGGGUUAGUCAAAAAGUUGAUAUUGAUGGUAAAAGAACAGGGUUAUACUCUGCCAUUAGUCACAAAGGUUUAAUAUAUUGCUGCGCUCUUUCUCCUGUCCACCGUAUAUUGUUAUUAUGUAUGAAGGUUGCUGAUGACCCCUCCAACACACUCACUAAGUUCUUGCAGUUGGAGGAGCCAAUUUGCACCUUUCGUCGCGCUACUAGUAACUACUACAUAGUUGAAUCCUGUGGUCAUAUAUAUUGGGUCUGUCCUUGUUCACGCUAUGGACAGGACUUGAGCAUCAACGAUGUGGAAAUUUGGGAAUUGGAUAUGCAUUCCAAAAAAUGGGUGCACGUCAAGUGUUUGGGUGGUCGUGCCUUUUUUGUUGGUCUUAAUUGUUCCACUUGGUGUUGGGCAUCCAAUGGACUUCAAGAGAAUUGUGUCUACCUUCUUGUUCCAUCCGAAAACGAUAAGAUUUUUUACUCUUACAGCCUAGAUGAGAAAAGUUUAACUGUUUUUCGGCCUCUCCCAAACUUGAAGACACCAUACAGCACUCCUGUGUGGUUUAAUGCGAUGCCACAACAUGAACAUCAAAGGUUAUUAGCUUGGCAUGAUGUGCAAAGAUCACUAGAAUUUACUCAGAUUGGUAGCAGUAUCCAACCACAUGAAAAUGAAAGACGAGAAAGCGAAUGCAAGCCAACCAAGUUACCUGAAGAUAUACUAUGGUUGAUCUCAAAGCAUUUGCAUUUGUUUGAUUAUUGGAACUUUCAAGCUAGUAGCAAGGUAUUUCAUUCAGCAAGCCCCUUAGUACCUCAACGAAGACCCCAUAACUUGCUCCCUUUGUUUAUAUUCUUUAAGAAUAACAGCGGAUUAUGUCAAGUAAUCGACCCAACUCGAGAUGAUUCACAAUAUAACAUCCUCCAAGUUUCUUCAGAUCCUUUUACUGUUGAUUGUUCUAAGGAUGGGUGGAUCGUUGUAUGUUUAAGGGAAUCAAUAAAGUUCUUCAAUCCUUUUAUGAAGGUGAAAGGGGAUUUCCCUCCUAUAAGAAACAUAUUAACUCAUGAAGUUAGUGGAAUCGGAUUUUCAACCAAUCCUACUUCUCCAGAUUGUUUAACUGUUCUAUUUGAAAAUCAUGUUGAAGGGAUAGUCAUCUUCUACCUUCGAUAUGGAGAUGAAACAUGGACUCGUUGUCAAAUUGUCAAUGAAGAUGCAAUUAGAUUUGAUGUUGUAACUACUAGUUCUGUUUAUUUUGGAGGGGCAUUUUAUUUUAUUGACGUCGAAGGAUGUCUUGGAGAAUUUAGAUUGGUAGGUGAUGAAGAAAGUUGGCAAGUAUACGAUUAUCCGAUUGAAGUAGACUUGAGACUUCAUUCAUGUCAUCUAGUUGAGUGUAAUGGAAAACUCUUUGCUGUAUACAUUGGUUAUAUGGGAUCAUGGUUAAAAGUGUUUAACUUCUUCAAUCAUCCAGAAGUAAAAUGGGUUCAAGUUGAAAGCCUUGGUAAAUACAGUUUGUUUAUUAACAACUCAUCAUCCUUUUCAAAAGAGAUUUCCGAGGAAAUGGGGAUAAGAAAUAGGAUCUAUCUUUCAAGACUUUAUGGAGAUUCUAUCAUCUUUUAUUCUUUUAAGACAGGCAAGUUUCAUAUUGAUGGAGGUGAUGGUUCGUUGAAGGAUUUUAGCGGUACUAAGAAGCCUAUGCGGAGUUGUUGGAUCUAGCUUCGUCUUUGUUUGGCAACUCCAAGGUAGGGGAUGAUAACUCAGUCCGGAUUCGACUCUAGUCUGCCCCGAUUCGAAGGAAAAAAAAUCCGAGUCGACUUCGACCAAAAGUAAUCCGACUCCGUUUAAAAAGUCCGACUCCAAAGUUAUGUUACCCAAGAAGACAUGUAAGUCAAAAGAUGUUAACUUUUUGAGAGCACACACUUGUUGGUUUUAUUGCAUAACUACUUUCUGUAUUAUCUUGACGUACAUUUGUUCAAAUGUAAGUAUUACUUGUGAUUUUCUAGUGUGAUUAUUAAAAUAUUUACAAUGAA